GCGCGGCAGGAUGGCGUUGGCAGAGAUGCAUGACGUCGGUGGAGCUUCGCGGCAGCUUCUGCCUUCUGAAGAAGGAUCGGCGUGUCACUUGCGUCUUAACAACGGCUGGUGCCUGUCCCUCGUGGCAGCACUUACAGUGCUCAUGGCCAUGUUCUACGACGUUUGCAUGGAGAUGAGCUUCGCAUGGGCGAUCGUGGCGUCCAUCGUUGUGUCGUGCGCGUCAACGGUGCACUGGGUGGCGCAUCCAAACAGGCCCGCGCUGCACCUGCUGUUUGUCUUCAGCUUCUUCAUGUCCAUCGCGGGCAUCACCGUCAUCCUAGGCAAGAUAGAGGGGUGGAAGCCAUCCACAUCUUGCGCACUGGGUGCCCUCACGGGCGGCUCCCUUAGCGCGGGCGUCUAUACGUUAGCGCGCUCUGCCAGCCUGUCGCUGUGCCACGCUGAAGCUGAGCCACACAUGGACCAG
Molecule: messenger RNA, 463 nt
Organism: Ostreobium quekettii
Lineage: Eukaryota; Viridiplantae; Chlorophyta; Ulvophyceae; Bryopsidales; Ostreobiaceae
Source: the annotation of a GenBank genome assembly